AUGACUUCCAAGGGCGUCAAUGUGCCGACCAACCAGGCCAUGAAGGAGAAGGACAUCAAUGCUAAGCUCCAUCUCUAUGGCAUCUACGCGGCCUUUGCCAAUGGCAAGGUGCCAUCGGUAAGCCCAACCACUACAUUGCGUCAAUUCAAGAUCAAGAGCUGAUCCAGCAUUUCAUCAUAGAACAAGCAAAUUGAUGUUGCCAUGAACACCGCGCUUGAGUGGCAAGGACUCACCAAGCCCUCUGGCAAGCUCUCUGCCGAAGGCCAGAAGCUGAUCGCUGAUCUGCGCGACGUCAUUCAGAAGUCCAAGGAGCUUCUCCUGUCCAAGAACAGCGGGAACCUCCUCCAGGAUUUCAUCUGGCAGACUCAGCAGAUUGGCAGCGGCGAUGUUAGGGGCAUCAACGCACCUGUCGACAAGGACACUGCUCAGCAGCAUGGCCAGCAGGCACUCGAGGGCCUGCGCACUCUCGGCACGCUUUUGAUCACCAACGGCCAAUUCCGCAAGCUUUGUACGUCUUUGGUAAUGGUUGUAGGCAUUUGGACGAGGCUGACAGUUUUAUAGUGAGUGACGCGACCGUCCUACUUCGCGACAUCGCGGGUGAUGCCGCAACCAACACAGCGGCCAAGGUCAAGCCAGGCGAAGAGCAGCUCUCACAGAUCGACCAACCAGCUGAGGACCACACUUGGCACGGUUAGUUUCAGUGAUGGUUACACGUGAAGCGCGCGACUGACGAUGAAAUCUGCAGAUACCCCCGAUCUCUCAAAGGAGAGCAUCCGCAACCAGAUCAAAAGCCAGGUACCUGUUGGAAAGAGGGACGUUGACAAGGCCGUCGGCGAUGCCGCCCAGGCUGCCCACCCAGAAGGUUACCGCGACCCAGCUGAUGCCGGUGCUCUUGCUGCUGCCGACCAGCGGAAGGGCACUCAGAGCGGCGCGGACUCCACGGCUGGUGCCAAGGCUGGCACGGGCGCGCUCAAGAACCAGAUCUCGGACAACAUGGACGAAGACCAGAAGCAGAAGAUGCGCGAAUACCGCGAGCGGUCCAAGAGGUACUUCCAGGGCAAGGUGCCUCCAGAGCGCCGGGACCAGAUCAUCUUCCGUUUGAAGAAGAUGGUUGUUGAGAUCCAGGCCCAUCAAGACUGUACGUGAUUCGGCAUCAGUAUACAACGGGCUACACUGACUGAUUUUGGCAGACCAGCAGGCGAUCGACACUCUCCUCCGACUUGCCGAGACCUACGGUGGCCACGCGCGGGACGUCCAUGGCCAAGCAACUGACUCCGUGAAAGGUGCCCAUUCUCAGGACAGUCUGACUAAGGUUGAAGCUGACCUCAAGGUGUGUUUUGAUAGGUUUCUUGGAGAACAGUCGGCCAAUGCUGACGAAUCUCAAGACACUGCUGGAGCGUUUCGCCAACAGCACAUCUUUCGACGAUCUUUUCGAUGCGAUUAACCAGAUUUACGCCGAUGCAGACCGCGACCCAGAACUCAAGCGCUUCUUCAAGGUAUGUUGCCAAAUGAGCCCACGCUGUAUAAUUCGAGAACGUGACUGACCCCAUGGAUAGGACGCCGACUCCUUCAUCCGCAAGUGCCUGCAAGAGCAGGGCUAUGUUCUCCAGGACGAGUCGAACGAGCGAUGGAACCAGCUCUACGACCGCGGCAACUUCUUGCUGCGUGAGCGCUACAAGGACCACACUGACCGCAUUGUCGACGAGCUCAAGUUCUUGGCCGACCAGUUCGAGCAAGACCCACAGAACAAGGCUUUCGCCGACUCCAUGAACAAGCUUUUCUUGGACCUUGGCAACGACGACGAUGGCAAGCCCACCUUCAAGCCUCACUUGGUCAAGGACUUGACCGAGGUGCUCAUUCCGGCGUUCUUUGAGAACAUUCGCUACGUCCCAAUUCCUCGCAUCGAGUUCUCCGACCCAAUGGUUGACGUUGUCGUUGAGAACUUGGUCAUUGAGGGUGACAACCUCGCACCAAACAUGUUCGAGUUCGGCAGCGACAACUACUGGCGCUGGGGACGCAAGGGCUUCACGAACAAGAACAAGAACAAGGUCAUGCUCUCCGUGUCCGGCGUGCAGAUGGACAUCCGUGAUGUCUCCUACUACGUCAAGAAGAAGCAGGGCUUCCCCAGCAUCGCCGACAAGGGCAUCAUGGACAUCUUCCUCGGCGGCUCAGGUCUGAGUUUCAAGGUCGCGAUGGAGACGGCCGACAAGAGUGACAAGCAGCACUUCUUCAAGAUCAACACCGUCCAUGUUGACAUCAAGAACAUGAACAUCAAGUUGAAGCAGUCCAACCACAAGCUCCUGUUCGGCCUCUUCAAGCCAGUCCUCUUGAAGGUCAUGAACCCAGCCAUCCAGAAGGUGGUCGAGAAGCAGAUCCGCGACAAUGUUCACCAGCUUGACGCCAUGCUCUUCCAGGUCAAGAAGGAGGCCGACCGCGCCACAGAGGAGGCCAAGGCCAACCCUGACCCAGAGAACAUCCAGAACAUCUACCAGCGCUACUUCAACGCCUUCCAGAAGCAGAUGCAGAAGGGCCAGAACAAGAAGGAGGAGGUCAAGCAGAGUGCUGAGGACAAGAAGGUCAACAUGGCUGUCACUCAGUACGACUCCAUCUUCCCGCAGGUCAAGCUGCCCGGCGGCAUCUCCACCAAGGCCACCGAGUACAAGGAGCUGGCCGCUAAGGGCGAGCAGUGGGAGAGCCCGGUCUUCAGCAUUGGCACUGGCAAGGAGUCGACCAGCCUGCCCAGAGUCUCUCAGCCCGUCCGCAAGCCCCACAACACCGCGCAGGGCACCGUGCGUGGGGGUAACGCCCCCGUCGGUAACGCCGUUGGUAACGGAAAGCCCACGACGAACGGCUUCGCGAACCAAGUCAACGACGCCUUCUCUUCGCCCGCUACCAACGUCUCGGGCGUGCACACGACUCUCGGCCAGUCCAACCCGGUCUACCAGGGCGACGUCUAA
Messenger RNA from Lecanosticta acicola, 2957 nucleotides. NCBI's taxonomy places the organism in Eukaryota, Fungi, Ascomycota, Dothideomycetes, Mycosphaerellales, Mycosphaerellaceae. The record is from the annotation of a GenBank genome assembly.